Molecule: messenger RNA, 1035 nt
Organism: Trichomonas vaginalis G3
Lineage: Eukaryota; Parabasalia; Trichomonadida; Trichomonadidae
Product: cell division
Exons: 1
Coding region: 1-1035 (344 amino acids)
Biological process (GO): regulation of cyclin-dependent protein serine/threonine kinase activity; mitotic cell cycle phase transition
Cellular component (GO): nucleus; cytoplasm; cyclin-dependent protein kinase holoenzyme complex
Molecular function (GO): cyclin-dependent protein serine/threonine kinase regulator activity
Source: RefSeq, a predicted model, not a curated record
AUGUCGAUUUUCACGAACAUCAAGAGACUUGAUCCUAAAAUCAAGCAGUUAGGAAUGAUUAGUAAUACCAAUGCAGAUAUGUCGUCAAACAAUCAAAACAUUAACAUCAAUGAAAACAUCAAAGCCGAAAAAAUCAUAACGAUCUCUUCCUCACAAGAAAGAUUUGAUGAUGAAUAUAGUGAUCCUGACAUAUACUCAGAUGAAAGUGAAGAAGAUUCUAACGAUCUAUUCCAAAAAUUAGAUCAAGAAAACUUAGAUAAACCACUUCAACUUGCAUCAUCUGCUUCUGCGAUAUUUGCACAAGCAUACGAAGAUGAACAGACAAUACCGAUAUCUAAACAAUCGAUAUUAAAAAUUCAAACCGCAUUAACGCCAAAAUAUAGAGAAGUAACAGUUAGAUGGCUAAUCCAGCUUAACUACCACUUCAAACUUACAAGUGACACAUUAUACUCUGCUGUUACCUAUUUCGAUAUUUAUAUUUCACUUAGGAACAUUGAGUUAAAUGAAUUACAACUCUACGCUGUAGUUUGCUACUGGAUUUCUGCCAAAAUAGAUAAUAGAUGUCAGCCACCUAUCGCCGAAUUUAACAAAAUCACAAAUGAAAAUUUCACCUUAGAACAAUUUUCUCGUGCUGAAGUUAAUAUUGUUACAGCACUCAACUUUACACUCAACUUCCCAACUUCUAAAUUCUUUAUGAGGCGCUUUUUGCUCCUCACUAGAAAUGAUUCAAACUUAAUUGAGAUAACUAACUUUUUCACAGAAAUUGCCUUACAAAAAUGGGAAUUUAUUGAAAUACCACCUUCACUAUGUGCUAUUUCUGCAAUUGCUUGCGCAGCAUCAGCACUUGGAUAUUCACAAGACGCAAAAUCAGUUAUUCAUUUAGCACGCUAUAAUGAUUAUGAGUUGCUUUUGAAUUGUGCACAGACCAUGCUUAAGAUUGGUAAAGAAACAACCAUUAAGCAGAAAGAAAGAGGAAAGGAAAUCGCAAUGUUUUCUUCUUUAGACUUUGAUGUUGAUAUCUCAAAGAAUUUCUAA